Boeremia exigua is the source of this 1545-nucleotide messenger RNA. RefSeq lists its product as uncharacterized. NCBI's taxonomy places the organism in Eukaryota, Fungi, Ascomycota, Dothideomycetes, Pleosporales, Didymellaceae. The transcript has a single exon. Bases 304 to 1308 code for a protein of 334 amino acids. The record is from RefSeq and is a predicted model, not a curated record.
GUUGCCCCACAACGCCAACGGACUUGCAUUGUGGCUAUACGGCGCUCUACUUUCAAAAAACUACUUAAGCAACACCAAGAAGCUUCCAAUACACAUCAUCGAAGCUCCAAUUAAGCAACAACAACCACAUUCACUCAACAGCAAUCUUCAGACUGGUUCUGAACAUUCACACUCCUUCAACUUUCAAUUUUCACCAACUUCGCUUUUGACAAACCCAACCUUCAGCUUUCGAUCACUUCCUGUCUUUUCAACAACACUUCCAACAACAUUACAUUCUCAACCAACUCAAACAACUCAACCAAGAUGUCUUCUACUAUGACUAAGACUUCUCUCUUCGCAACCGUGCUGGCCAUGGCUUCCAUCACCUCCGCCCACAUGUUUAUUGAGAACCCUGUUCCUUUCGGUGGUGUCAAGAAGGACCCGCUGGACCCGUCUGGCUCAGACUUCCCUUGCCAGGGUAGCAGCUACGAGGUCAUAACCGUUAACGAUUGGACUGUUGGCUCUGAUGUCACCGUUAGGUUCCCCUCAGAGCAAACUGCUACCCACUCCGGCGGAUCCUGUCAAAUCUCCGUCAGCAAGGACGAGAAGCCUACCAAAGACUCUGAGUGGAAGGUCAUCCAUUCCAUCGAAGGCGGCUGCCCUACAACUUUCCCAGGAAACAUUAAUAACCCUAAGGAUCUCGGCUCUUACAAAUUCACGGUCCCCGCCACACUUCCUGAUGGUCGCCUAACGAUGGCUUGGACCUGGUUCAACAAGUCUGGAAACCGCGAGAUGUACAUGAACUGCGCGCCCAUCAAAGUCGCCGGUGGCACUGGAGAGGGCUUCGACAGCCUGCCAGACAUGGCUACUGCGAAUAUCGGAGGUGCAUGCAACACUAAAGAGGGUUCUGACUAUACCUUCGCCAACCCUGGAAAGUCCGUCGCUAAGCUUGGCACCGGCCCCUUCAUGGAGCUCUGUGGUGGCGCUGCCUCUGAGGGUGGCAGCACCGGUGGCUCCACUCCCUCACCUCCUACUACUCCCAAGGAGCCCACUCCCACACCCAAGGAGCCCGCCGCCUCAACACCCGAAGAGCCCGCCCCUACCGCACCCAAGGCACCCAAGACUCCCACGACUGGCGGCUCCACUGGAGGCGGCUCGUCCUGCUCUGACGAAGGUGCCCUUAUGUGCAACGGCGAUUCUCAGUUUGGAAUCUGUACCAACGGCCAGGUUGUCUACCAGUCCGUCGCUGCCGGUACCAAGUGCUCCAACGGUGCGAUCGCUCGCCGCGAACUCCACCGCAACGCUCGCACUGCUCUCCCUCCUUAUUAAGUCCACCAUCAGGGAGAGGGUCGCUGUACAGAUAUGACAUGGUAAGAGAAGGGUUUUGUUAGGGAAUUGCAUCGCAAGGGCUCAUCAUUUGGUUGAUUUGGUUUGCAUUAGAAUUUCAUCGUUGGCUUGGCCAUUCACUUCUGCCUGGAGCAGCGGGAUCGGCGGAGUUCGGCGUUUUUAGACACAUAGACAGCAUUUGACGUACGCCUCGAGCGUUCAAUGUAUCUGAUUCAAGUA